AUGGCCCAAUUCGUUCCAUCUCCGGCAACUGUGUCAGCAGAAACGACUGGCCACGCUCCAGACGAUGCAGACGCUCAAACGAGGCUGCCUUCAAUAUGCGUUGAUUAUCUCAGCCACGAAUGGGAUGAGGAGGAUGUUUGGACAAGCUGGAGAUCAAUGACAAAGCAUAAGAAUGAUAUUUCAAAUGGUAUUCGAUUAGAGAACGCUAGUUGGAGAACUUGGUGGAAGCAACGGAAUAAACUGAAGACUAUUAGCCCUGAGACUUUGAAUUGGCUCAAAGAUAGUGACGUUACUUGGCUAUAUGGUCCACUACACACCGCUGUCGAUCCAGUUCCAAAACCAAAAGCAUCCACUUUAGAGGAUCACAUCGAUUUAGAUCAAGGUCAUGGUACAAAACCCAUCUUGAAGCAUCGCACUAUAUCUGAGUUACUAACGAUGCCUUCCCAACAAUCCCCUUCAAUUGAUGCUAUACCUGAUGAUGAUCAGUCUGAUGUUCCUUCUGACUUUCAGUCUGAUACUAGCCCUGGUUCCUCCGUCGCUGCUUCCCCUACUGAGCCCAAGAGACCAAAAUUCCAAGUGUCUCACUCUGAACCUUUGAUAAAAGCUGCUUUACACAACAGUGACUCUGUCAAUCAACAGUACAAUGAAUCUGAAUCUUCAAAGCACAUGACACCUAAUCCUACUACCUCCGACGGUGACGCCAGCAACAGCUCUGGUGCCAGCAAGAGACAUAUCACUUUUAACAACUUUGUUGAACAGAGAAUUUCCUUGGACGAACCAGAACGUGUUGCAGAAGAUCCCAUCGCUUCCCCCAACGAAGAAAAUUUUUCAAGUGAGGAUGAAGGUUUAACUUUUAGGAGCAGAUCUACGUCAAACAAUAUAUCUUCCAAAUCCAGGACAAGGUCAUCUAGCGUAGCCUCCGACUUAUCCUCGAUACCUGCACCUGAUCACAUUACCAUUGCGGAAAUUGAACCUACUCAAUUGAAAACGAAUCCACAUGGUUCAGAUGAUGAGGAUAAUGAAUAUGAUGUAGUUCCAGAGGCUCCAGGUGAUAGCAAUCCAGAUUAUGUUCCAACUGCUCGCAGGUCUUCUUUCUACAACAACUCCUCAGAUGAAGACAGCCCUGUUUCACAACCAUCAGCCGCACUUCGAGCUGAACCUCCUUUAGCCUCACCUGCCCAUGGUUUUCAUCCGGGUGCAUGGGAGGAUAAUGACGAAUUCGAUUAUUUUACUGGAAGAUUUGAUGACUUUGAUGAUGAUGAUGAUGAUGACAAGGAGAUUGAAGAUAUAAGCCAACAACCACCAAGCACACAAAGCACACAAAGCACACAAAGCGCUCAUCAGCAACCGACAGUACGUAAAGGUGUAUUGAAAAAGACACCAAGCUUUGAUAAGAAUAUUGCAUCAGCAGCUGCAGUACCUUCAACCUCAGUUGGACCUGGACCCUCUGAAGAGCGUGGUAGACGACUCUAG
Molecule: messenger RNA, 1473 nt
Organism: Wallemia ichthyophaga EXF-994
Lineage: Eukaryota; Fungi; Basidiomycota; Wallemiomycetes; Wallemiales; Wallemiaceae
Exons: 3
Coding region: 1-1473 (490 amino acids)
Biological process (GO): protein catabolic process in the vacuole; cellular response to glucose starvation
Source: RefSeq, a predicted model, not a curated record